CCAUAGGCCACGUCAAAAUGAUAGUGUUGGAAAAUUAGGAAAACAAUAACAAUGUUUGAUUUCAUGAUUGUUAAACAGUAUUUGAGUUCGAAAUUAAAUAUGAGUAUACAUAUUUCAUACUCAUUUAUUUCAGAUUUAAAUGGAAGCAUUUUAAAGGCAUAACCAUGAAUCUUCAGGCCAAAAUUUGAGCUGCCUUGUCCUCAUAAAGCCUCUGUCUAAUUCAAGGGUCAACAAAAUCAUUCUCUGGAUCUUAUAUACUGUCUGGAAAUAUCUUCGUCAUCACCAACCUCAGUCAAAUUAAACGGUCACAAAAUCACACAGUGGAUUUGAUUAAUCUGUUCCAGAAAUAGCCUUACAUCAUUCUUUAUAGCAGACAGGAAUUUUCAAACUUCUGGAAUAUUCAUGGGACAAGUCAUCAGAAGACUUCAGGAGGUAGGAUUGAGGCCACAGGAUUUUCUUGGGUUACCCAUCACAGACUUUCCAAGAUGGGAAGAUCGUCAGAUUACCCCAAGGGGAAGUUCCAGCUCUAGUACACGCUUUCCUGAUCUGGCGGAGUUACCCCCUGAAAUAGGACUCGAGGUGCUCUCCCAUCUGGACGCUACAGAUCUUUGUCUGGCCUCGUGUGUCUGGUCGCAUUUGGCCAAUGAUGAAUUUUUGUGGCAAAGCCUGUGCAGAAGUUGCUGGGGAAAUGUCAGCAUCUACAAGAAUGGAAAACCUGGAGCCUUUUCCUACAAACAACUUUUUAUGUGGCUGGAUGAAGCAUCCUUGACCUUCAACACAGACCCUUUUGCUGGAAUUAAUUAUUUGACAUCCAAGAACAUCAUCGAGGAUAAACCUUUAGACAUCGCCAGAUUUCUCCACACUACCAAGAGAUUGUGGCCAAUUAAGAAACUAGAAUUUCUACAACAGAGGCCUGAUGUUCUGGAACGACUUGUGCAGCUCCAGAACUUUCAGAACCAGUUCCUUCCCAACGCACUCCGCAAAUUCUUUAAAGAGGUCUCAGCCCCUCAAGAGAGAGGGGACAUUCUGACGAUCAUGAUUGAAAACUUUUCCCAGCGGUUUUGUGCCUGUAAUCCUAAGCUUGGCUUGAGUAAAGAUGCUGUCUUUGUGUUGUGUUUCUCCCUCAUCAUGUUGUCUGUGGACCUAUGCAGCCCUCACGUCAAGAACAAAAUGUCCAAGAGAGAGUUCAUCAAAAACACUUGCCGCGCAGUCUCGGAGCUUAGCAGGGACCUCGCAGGCCACAUGUAUGAUAAUAUUUACUUAGCGGGCCAUGUGGCCCCAAAAGAUUUCUGUUGAUGGCCUUUGAAUAAUUUGUGAUGGCCUUUGAAUACACUAUGUGAUGACCUUAACUUAUUAACAGAUCAGGCCCAUUCAGGUGUCCAGGAAAUUUUGUAGUCAGUUUUAUUUUUAAUCUAGUUCCUUUAUAGCUUAAGUAUCUUAACCAGCAUUUUGUACGCCUCUUCCUUGAUUAGGGCUUUAUAAUUCAACCAUUUUACUAGGUUAACAUUUUUUCAAACAUAGAAAUUGUGUUGUGGGUUGUUAAGGCUGAUUUAGAGCAACUAAUCUUUUAGUUUCGAGAGGAUAAUCGUUUUUAUUAGCGACCUGAUUUUAUUUGAAGAGUGUGAUUCAUGUGAGUUAGUUCCCCCAUCUCAUUAUGAGAUUAAGCUGCUGUAUUUGCCAGCUCAGUUUUUUUUAUAGAGUCGUUUUGGUCCAGUAAGAUGGUAUCUCGUUAAGUGUGAAUUAGAUUAAAUUCUUGGGUGGUCUGUAAACUCUUUAAGUGUGGGGUAGCGGAGGGGGGGCCUGAUCUGAAUGUUACCAAGUUGCAACAAACAUGUUAUUUAUAUUAAUCAUUGAAGGCCUUAUCAACUGUUAAAUCAUGUCAUUAGGUCAUGCCAUGACUCCCUGUGUUGUGUCAUUUGAUGCCAUGUCAUAUCCAUAUGCCAUCAUACCCAAGUUUUUAUUUUUAUAUCAAGAUUCACUAUAACUUAUCAGAGAUCUGGCUGAAAUAAAUGGCGCUGUGAAUUUAACAUGUUCAGUAAAAUUUAAAUUUCCUACCUCACAUACUGGAUGAAGAAAUAUAUUUAAACUUGAAAAGUCACAAACUUUUAAAAAAAGAAGUUAGUGUUAAUAUUUAUACUUUUAUAUAAUGAUUUUAUGAUAGUUAAAAUAAGAAAAUGCAAGAUAUUCAUCAAAGAAAUAAAACUACAAUCUGUAUAUUGGUGUAUAUUAAAGAAAGAAAUAGCUCUUUUACUUUUAAAUAUCUCCAUUAAAAAAUUAAUCAUUAUUUGGUCUAUCAGUUUAUAAAAUCUGGCUAUAUAUAUAAAUUAAAGCAUUAUAAGAAGACACUCUUUCAUUGAAUAUUUAAAUCUCGCCAGAUUUUUUUCAAUUGAUAGACCAAAUUUUCACUGAAGCCCAUGUUGAUCACAUGUUGACAGCUGACAGCAGCUGAUGUGUACUUAAAGUUGUUUAUCAUUGCCAAAGUACUUGCAGAUUUCAUCACCUAACUUUAUUUCAAAUCUUAUGCAAUAUAAUAACUUUUUCCUUGGUUAAUCAUUAACUAAAGGUUGUUAAAAUAUUUAUAUAUUUAGUUUGUGAAUCACGUGAAUUACUUUUUUUUUUUUAAUAUUGGCUUCUAAUAUUAUGUAUUGUAUGUAUUUACAUUAUUUGAACUGUUUUUAAUGUAGCAGAAUUUACUAGAUUUAUACUAGCGGUGUAAAAUGAACAAUUCCUGCAAAAGCAUAGCUUCUUAAUUAAUUCAUUUUCCAGAACAGUGAUAAAAAUAUAGGAGUAGUAAAUUGUAUUUGGUUUAAUCAGUCUCAUAAAUU
This is a messenger RNA of Physella acuta, 2825 nucleotides long. RefSeq names its product F-box only protein 8-like. Gene Ontology annotation, biological process: regulation of ARF protein signal transduction. Gene Ontology annotation, molecular function: guanyl-nucleotide exchange factor activity; protein binding. Lineage: Eukaryota; Metazoa; Mollusca; Gastropoda; Physidae. The record is from RefSeq and is a predicted model, not a curated record.